UCCAUUCCACAUGCCGAUGAUAUAACGGUUGCUCUCUUCUUGACUUUCUCCUUGUUAAUUUUACCCACUAGAUUAUAUUCUUGCCAGAAGGAGAUGGGGAUGGAGAAGAUGCACAAUCCGGCGACGGCGACGGAGAAUCUUUUGAUGAUGCUUCUUUCGUUUUCUCUUCUUGGGGUUGCGCGUCUGAGGGCAGAGCUGCUGCCCAACGAACAUAGAGUAAUGGCGGAGUUGAAGGGGAACCUCACGUUUCCGAACAAUACGAUGCCCUGGAGCUCGAAUGACUCCCACGACUUCUGCGAUUGGAACCCAGGGGUGAAGUGCGACUGGUAUGGCCAGGUCACCAAGAUCCGAAUCCCGAAUCUGAACCUCACCGGAUCUCUCCCCGCAGAUCUCGGGUACCUGUCCCACUUGGUUUCCCUGGACGUGAGCGGCAACCAAAUCGGCGGCCCACUCCCCAAGUUCUCCGCCCAGUUGACCCAGCUCGACACCCUCCUCCUCAACGACAACAAUUUCACUUCCAUCCCGCCGGAUUUCUUCUCCGGCAUGACCCUUCUCUCCAACGUCUCCCUAGACAACAACCCUUUUUCCCCGUGGAAUUUAUCUUCGGUUGCUCUCAACGAAGCCACCAAUCUCCAGGCUUUCUCGGCCGUCAAUUGCAGCAUUUCCGGCGUCUUGCCGGACAUUUUUAGCGGCGACGAUUUCACCCAGUUGCAACAUCUCCGCCUCUCGUACAACAAUCUGACCGGCGGCCUCCCGCCCAGCCUCUCGACCGCCACUUCCCUGAAGACUCUGCUGCUAAAUAACCAAGGUACCGGCUACUCUCUGGGCGGGGGCCUGGAUGUUUUGAUGACCAUGAUAGACCUCACCCAGGUGUGGUUGCAGGGGAACGCCUUUUCCGGCCAACUUCCGGCAGACUUUUCCCUUCUCACGUCCUUGCAAGACUUCCGCGUCGACGACAAUCUGCUCACCGGCCCGGUGCCCGACACCCUGUCCAAGAAAAAAAUCAGUUCACUCCGGGUCGUGUAUCUGGGCAACAACGCCUUGCAAGGUCCGGCGCCGGCCGUCGGCGACGGCGUCGAGGUCGACGAUGCAAACGUGACCAACCACUUCUGUACGCCGCAACCAGGGGUACCAUGCGAUCCCCGGGUCAACGUGCUGCUGGACAUAGCCAAGGACGUAGGGUACCCUAUUACCCUUGCGCUCUCCUGGGAGGGGAACGACACGUGCGCCGGCGCCGGCGCCGAUAACAGGACGUGGGUGGGUGUAACUUGUGAUGGAGAAGGAAACAUAACGGCUCUCAAUUUCGCGGGCAUGAAUCUUUCAGGGACAAUUUCGUCCGGCAUUUCUUCCCUCACGCAACUGCAGUCCUUGACAAUGGCGAGGAACAAUCUCACCGGAGAAAUUCCCGGCGAGCUCACGAAAUUGGCCAAUCUCACCUUCGUUGAUUUUUCCAAUAAUGACCUUUGUGGCCCUAUCCCUGCCUUUACUAACACUACUACUACAAAUGUCACAAUCCUCACCGAUGGAAAUGAUAGAAUAUCCCAAGAUUGCCCUCGCCCUCCUCCUCCCUCACUUGCUCACACCGAUGCGAAAUUCCGAAAUUCUCCUCGCCCCCAUCCUCCAUCACCUCCUCCUUCGCUUCCCAAUUAAUCCUCUUGCUAUAUUAUUUAUCCAAUAAACUUUUUUUUGUUAAUUAUUCAUUAAAAUAAUAUAUUUGUAUCACUACGAACAUGUAUUAUUAUAUAUAUACACAGAACGUUUGGUUAAAUUUUAUUUGUGUCUCAUUAACACAUAUUAUAAAUUUGGGAUGAAUGCAAUAUGUCUCCCACAGAUCAAACUUAUUACUAAUCAAUCUAAGAUUAGAAU
Molecule: messenger RNA, 1866 nt
Organism: Cuscuta campestris
Lineage: Eukaryota; Viridiplantae; Streptophyta; Magnoliopsida; Solanales; Convolvulaceae
Source: the annotation of a GenBank genome assembly